AAUAAAAUAUGGCGGGCGGCCAUUAUUUCGCUUGUUUCUGUUGAGUGAGCACGCUGCAGUGUUUAGACGACAGUUCUGUUACAAAUUACUGAUUUACCGGUAUUAAUACGUUAGCCUGUGUGAAUAUUUAUUAAAUCACAGAGAAUUUUACUUACAAUUUGUGUUUUUGUGCAUAUUUUAGGCUACAAUGCGUCGUAAGAGUGAGCGUACCGCAAGUAAAAAGGGUAAGGCUUCCCCAGAAAAGAAAAUUGAAAAAGUCAAACGCACAAGAACCAGCAGACGUAGAAAGCAGUCUUCAUCUUCAGAAAACGAAUCUGCCGAUGAUGGAAGUCCAGUGAGAGAAGUUGAGAGCGUCAGUGAACCUGAAAAGAAGCCUCCAUCAACACCCGCUAAAGAGGAUAGCCCUGAAGAGGCUCAAGAUCAGGUAUGGCGCGUUAAAACUACUGAGGCAUCUGGUGAUAUAAAAAAGUUAAAGAUAUGUUUGACGCGUCCACCAUCCACACCUGAACGAGUCGAUAGAUCUCCUCGCAGUAAAAGAAAGCAUUCACGAGCGACAAGCUCCAGUGAUACACCCAGCGUGGAGGGCGUUGAAGAAAAAAAGAAGUCUAAACAUCGUUCUAAACGUGCUCUUCGAGGUUCAAAAGAUGAUACAGAUAAAAAUAAUGAUAGUCAGGGAGAUGAGCCCGAUCAGGAAUCCGCACAAUCCCAAGACCAAGAUAAAUCUAGUGAUGAGGUAACUCAAAGUGAAACUAUUGAAGAUGCUGAAACACCAGUGUCCACAACUAAUGAAGAAAUGAAGGGGGAUGAAUCCAAAAACUUAUCACAAAACAGUGAAGAUAAACCUGAAAGUAAAGAAAAUACCACAAGUGAGCAAGAGGACACAGAAAAAGCUUCAGAUGCUGAUACAACUGUUGUUUCACCCAAACAUGAAACAAGAGUUGCAUCACCAUCAGCUGAAGUAAAUCCUGAACCUAAUUCAGACAACCAAGAAGAGCAACCAUCUAAUAGUACUGAAAAUAAAAGUCAAGAGGAUACCAAUCUAGUUGAAAAAGAAAGCCCUAGACGGACAAGAAGUGAGUCAGUUGACAAAUCAGAGGUCCUUGAAUUACAUGCUGAUGAGAGUAAGUGUGAAUCUUCUGAUAAUGAGGCAAGCCAGUCUAAAACUGAACUUGAACAAGAAUCAAAUAAGAAGGAUGAAACUGAAAAAGAAAAACACAAUGUGAUCCAAGAGGAAAAGAAACCCAUUGAAUCCGAAGAAGAGAAACCUAUUGUACCCCAAAGUGAAGAAAAACCUACCAUGCCCGAAGAUGAAGAAAAACCUUCCGUGGCCCAAGAUGAGGAGAAACCAGCAUCUGAAGAACAAAAGGUAAGUAUAAUAAAUGAAGAAAAUAUUAGUAAAGAAACUGAGAAAGUUGAAUCUGACAGGAAAGAAGCUAUUAAUGAAACUGAUGUUGUAGUGAGUUCUGAGAAGGUAAAUAAAGAACAAGAAAGAAAAACAUCAAAUGAUUCUGCAAUUCAACCUAUGGAGACGGAGACACCUAAAGUUGAAGCUGAACCAGCACCACAGCAGCCCAAAGAGUUGCAGCGCUCAGAUUCUGUUAAGUCCACAAAAGAGGAACCUGUUGCUAAUGGUCAAUCUGCCCCAGCUGUAGUAGCCAGGAAGAGGAGAUGGGGAUCAAGGAGUUCUAAACUUACAACACAGAAAUCAAUAACAAUUUCGACUGAUGUAUUGAGAGACAUAAUACCUGAUGUAAAACCUGUUGAGUUUGAUGAAGUUAUAGAAGAGAAAAAACAUAGAAGAAUAGAGACUCAGGAAAGAAUUGAAAGACCAGUGCUUCCAAAAAUUAUUAUUGAUAACACUGAUAAUGUGGAAUUGAAGAAGGAAUCUGAGGAGGAACAAGAUCCUCACACUCCUAAGCCAAGAGAUUUAGCUUCCAAUAGAAAAAUAUCAAUAAUUAAGGAUAAUGAUAGUAUAAUAGCAAGACCACCAAGCCCACCCAGAAAUAAACAGUCAUGUAUUUUAUAUAUCACAAAUCUGGUGAGACCAUUUACACUACCACAGUUGAAGAAUUUGCUACAGAGGACAGGAAGAAUUGUAGAGAAUGGCUUUUGGAUAGAUAGAAUUAAAUCAAAGUGCUUUGUGGAAUAUGAGACUGAAGACCAAGCUGUGGAGACAAGACAUGCCUUGCAUGGUGUUACGUGGCCCGUCUCAAACCCAAAGACUCUUCAAGUGGACUUUUCCACACAAGAAGCUUUUGAGAAGGCCAAAUCUAAUGAAGAGACAGAUGCUACACCAGUAUCUACAAUUCCUGGAACUGUUGAGGAUUGGCUUCGGGAGCAAGAUAUGAAGAGAGAUCGAGGGGAUUUGGAAAAACCAUGGGAAAGGAAAACAGCUACGCGAGAAUGGGAUCUUGGAAAGAAUGAAAAAGACAAGGACAAUAAAGAUAAUAAAUCAAAGCGCGAAGAACGGCCGGCUGAUAAGAGAAGACAUCGCUCCCAAGAGAAAAGCCCUGAGCCUGCAAGGAAAUUCAAGAAGAAAGAAGAAGAAGCACCCGCUAAACUGUUGGAUGACCUAUUUAGAAAGACUAAAACAACUCCAUGCAUAUACUGGUUGCCGCUCUCAGCUGAAACGAUAGCAAUAAAGGAAGAACAGCGGCGCCAGCACAUGGCAGAGCACGAACGAAGACUGCAGGAGCUGCGCCGAACGCACCGCCGUCACUAUCACUUGAUCAAAACGAGCAGGGGACGUCCGCUGUGGGAAACAGAUGCACUACGAUUGACAUCAUUCCACUUGACAUUGCGUCGAUGUGCGCCUUUCGGCCAAGAAUUGUACCGCUGGCCGAUCGGAGCCAGUUGUGUUGGCGAUUACAAACGCCAACCACUAAAUUUAGGAGGAGCAGAAUCCAUAAUGGCGCGGUUGAUGUGGUUCCUGCUGGUGGCGGUAGUGGCGUCUGCCACAGCGCAGCAGAACUUCACACUUGAAGAGUUUGUGAUGGGGCAGUUCGCUCAAAGGGGAUUUACCGGCCGAUGGAUUUCAGACACUCACUUCACUUACACUGAGGCGGAUCACCCGGCAGUCUGGCAGUAUGAUUGCAGUGAGAAUGUAAGGUCAGAACUCGUGGCGGGAGAUAUUAUGGAAGAACUGGAAACCAGCAAUCCUAUCCUUUCACCUGACGGGGAUUAUAUUUUAGCUUCGCGGGAAGUUCAGUCGGUGUACCGGUAUUCUACGACUGCUAGAUACACGCUUUUUAAUGUCCAUAAUCAGCACAAGGUUCUAGUGGGUAAUAAUGAGCGCCUGCAGCUUUGUAUCUUCGGUGGCAAUGGGCACGCCCUGGCGUACGUGUAUGGCAACAACCUCUACUAUCUCGCGAACAGCGACGCACAGCCUAUUGCUAUCACCACCGACGGCAUCGAGGGCGUCGUCUACAAUGGGCACACCGACUGGGUGUACGAAGAGGACGUCAUGUACACCGGUCAGGCGACCUGGUUUUCCACCGAUGGCUCCUACUUGGCAUUUGCAACCUUUGACGACACCGGUGUUGAAGACUACUCCUACUACUACUAUACUGAUAGUGAGAAUGAUGGUGAAGCGUUCCUUUACCCAAAACUCUUCGACCUCAGGUACCCCAAGGUGGGCUAUGACAACCCUGCAGUGAAACUUCGCGUGGUGAACUUGGCCCAGCUGGUGGCUAACCCAACAAGCCCCAGUUUCAUCAAUAUGAAUGCUCCGGAGGCCGUGACCACGGACCACAUCCUGGGCGGAGUCACCUGGAUCAACAACAAUGAGAUCGCUAUCCAUUGGAUGAACAGGCGACAAAACUAUUCUGUGCUACAGAUCUGCAACGUCAUCACUAACAAUUGUGCGGAGGAGCAUAGGCAGGAGCCGAAAGGUUGGAUCCCGUUGGCGCUGCCUCGGUUCAGUAAGGAUGGGUCUUUCUACAUAUCGACGCGGUGGUCGCAGCCUCAGGCCGACGGCAUGAUCUGGCAGCACUUGUUCCUCAGCUUGAGGGUCGGUAACGAAAUAAUCUCCACCUCCAUCUCCCCUGGAGCAUCCACCAUCAACAACUUCAUCGGAAUGGACGAAUCACCCAACCGUUUAGCUUUUUACUACACGCGCACGAUGCCAGACAAGCCGUGGCAGACGGAGGUCUGCAUGGCAGGAGCGAAUGAUCGUUGCUUCAGUGAUAAUAUGACGCUACCUGACGGGGGUCCCUGCACCUGGGCCACCGCCACCCUCAGCCUGGGAGGCUCCUACAUGACCAUCACCUGUUCUUCCCCUGAGGAACCUUCUGCUACUUAUAUUAUCGAUCUUAAGAACGAUAAGCCGCCUGUGAUAUGGGAGGCGAACGACAUCGUGCGCCAGCGUUUGGUGGGCAAGGCGAGGUGGGGGAGCAUCAUCACGACUGUGCCCCUGGAGAACGGCUUCCCAGCCCCCGUCAGACUACUCCUGCCCCCAGGACUGGACGUCAACGACGCCACCACUAAAUACCCCGUCGUAUUCUACGUGUACUCCGGACCUAAUACCAACACUGUCUUUAAUACCUUCACUGUUGGUUACCACUCGUACCUGACCACCAGCCGCAACAUCAUCUACAUGUUGGCGGACGGCCGCGGCUCCGGUCUCAAGGGACAGGACAUUCUCUUCUCACUCAACAACGCACUCGGUACCGUCGAGGUAGAGGACCACUUCGUCAUCCUCAGGAAAGUAUUGGACAAGUAUCCGUUCAUGGACCGCACGAGGGUCGGUAUCUGGGGCCACAGCUAUGGUGGUUACGCGACUCUCCUCACGAUGCUGAAGGAUGACGAGGGACUCUUCCAGUGCGGUGUCUCCGGAGCUCCUGUUACCUCCUGGCUCUAUUAUAAUACGAUGUACACGGAGCGUUACAUGGGCCUACCUACUGAGGAGGACAACCUCAAGGGUUACCAAGCUGGUGACGUCACGCUCCUAGCGGAGAAGCUCCGCGGGCAUGACUUCUUCAUCAUGCACGGGAACGCUGACGACAAUGUCCAUUAUCAGAACGCUGCUAAGCUGAUCAAGGCUUUACAAGAACUGGACAUUCCAUUCGAACAGAUGUCAUAUCCUGAUGAAGCCCACAGUCUGUCCGGAGUCAACCUGCACAGAUACCACGCAAUGGAUCGCUACUGGAACCGUUGCUUGAGGCUGCAAGAAUGGGACUAAUAGCAUUUACUUAUUUAUUACCUAAUACGCUAUUUAUAGGACAACCUAUAAAGGCGAUUUUCGCGUGCAGUGCCGAUUAAAUUAUGAAACUAUGUUAACAUGAUAUUAAUGAUAUUUUUAUUUCAAGCAAAUAUGUGUCACAUAGAUUUGUUUAUAAGGUACAUAAUUAUGUGUAAAGCAAAUCAUAUUGUUGACAUGUUAUUUGGGGUUACCUAAGGGUAUUUUAAUAGAAAUGGAUUGUAAAGAUAAUUGUAUUUAUACCUGUUAGUCGUUCAGUUACAUGAUAAGUUUUGUAUUAUAACAAACAAUAAAAUAUGUUUUCUAACAA
This is a messenger RNA of Spodoptera frugiperda (fall armyworm), 5507 nucleotides long. RefSeq lists its product as uncharacterized. Lineage: Eukaryota; Metazoa; Arthropoda; Insecta; Lepidoptera; Noctuidae. Bases 188 to 5179 code for a protein of 1663 amino acids. Gene Ontology annotation, molecular function: dipeptidyl-peptidase activity; serine-type peptidase activity; RNA binding. The transcript has 21 exons. The record is from RefSeq and is a predicted model, not a curated record. Gene Ontology annotation, biological process: proteolysis.